AUUUAUAAACUUGUGGGCAGCAAUAAAUAAGAGGACAUGUGUCAUUCAAUAUGUAUGUGAGAAAAACUUUCAUUUUCAGCAUGGGCUAUCCUUCCUUCCUAUUGAUAUAUAGUUUCCAAUUUGCUAUCUUUCCUAUAUAUAGAUCCCUUAAGAUGCAGCCAUUCCUACUCAUUAUUACGCAUUCUACUUAAAUUCUGUGCUACUUAAUUAUAGGACUUCCCUACUUAUACUUGUAGUAAAACUGUAAAAGCAAAGUGUUUAAAAAUAGAAAGAAACACAACAUAACAAUCCUUGAUGGCAACAAAGAAAGUUGAUCAGGAAAAAGAACUAGAAGAUCCCAUCCAUGGAGACAUCUUAGAAGCCACACUCUCGCACGUGCCACUAAUUUACUUGGUGCCUGCCAGUUACGUGUCAAAAGAAUGGAGCGGUGCCGUGUCGAGGUCCCUCCGCCACAUCAACCCGGUGAAGCCAUGGCUCAUGGUUCACACUCAAAACCCCCGUGCUCCUCACAUGACCACAACUUACGCGUACGACCCACGCACGCUAUCGUGGAUCGAAAUUCACGCGCCACAAGUCAAACACACGUCCGCUCUUCGAUCAUCACACUCCACACUCCUCUACACGAUCUCUCCCACUGAAUUCUCCUUCUCUGUGGACCCGCUCCACCUCAUGUGGCACCACACAUCAUCACCGCGUGUUUGGCGCGUUGAUCCCAUCGUUGCACGCGCGGGAAACCACAUCGUGGUUGCUGGUGGUGCGUGUGAUUUCGAGGAUGAUCCUUUAGCAGUGGAGAUGUAUGAUAUGGAGUCUCACAAAUGGAUCCAAUGUCAGUCAAUGCCUGAGAUGAUGAAGGACACAACAACACUGACAUGGCUCUCUGUUGUCGUUAUUGGAGAGUUUUUGUACUUAAUGGCGAAAAAUACUGGCAUAAUGUACUCGUUCAAUUGUAAAACAAUGAUGUGGCAAGGACCAUAUGAUCUGCGAGGAGGGGAGGAGAGUGUAUUCUACUACACAAUGGGAACGGUGCAGAACCGUUUGGUGGUGGUGGUGGGAAUAGUAGGUGGCGAGGAAAAUGUGAAAGGAGUGAAAGUUUGGGAAAUAAAAGAGGAAUUGGAGUUAGGAUUGGGAAUGGUGGAAUUAGGUGUGAUGCCGGAAGAUAUGGUUGUAAAACUGAGAGGUGAGAGUGGGAGUGAGUUGUUGAAUUCGAUUGAGUUGGUUUCGACAGGAAAUUUUGUGUAUGUUUAUAAUGCAUCGGAACCAGAGGAGAUGGUGGUUUGUGAGGUGUUGAAGAGAGGAGGGUGUGAGUGGUGGAGUGUGAGGAAUGCGGUGGUGAAUGACGAAAUGCGGUUGAGAAGAAUGGUGUUAUGUGGUGGUGAUGUGGGAUUGGAGGAUUUGAAGAGCGCGGCCUUGCGCGAUUGUAAAUUUGUAUUGAAACAAUAAAAUUAAAGAGAUCAAAAGCGAGAUGAAGUAAUUUUCACCAAAUAAUAAGAAAGAUUCAUUUUUCAUGUGUA
Messenger RNA from Trifolium pratense (red clover), 1511 nucleotides. Its product is annotated as F-box/kelch-repeat protein At1g23390-like. Gene Ontology annotation, cellular component: cytosol; nucleus. NCBI's taxonomy places the organism in Eukaryota, Viridiplantae, Streptophyta, Magnoliopsida, Fabales, Fabaceae. Bases 295 to 1440 code for a protein of 381 amino acids. Gene Ontology annotation, molecular function: protein binding. The record is from RefSeq and is a predicted model, not a curated record. The transcript has a single exon. Gene Ontology annotation, biological process: proteasome-mediated ubiquitin-dependent protein catabolic process.